GCAGCCGCCCGUCCUUCCGGGUCCGGGCCCCCCGAGCGGCGCGAUGGCCGCGGCCGCCGCCUCCAACUGGGGCCUCAUCACGAACAUCGUGAACAGCAUCGUGGGCGUCAGCGUGCUCACCAUGCCCUUCUGCUUCAAGCAGUGUGGCAUUGUCCUGGGUGCCCUGCUCCUGGUAUUCUGCUCCUGGAUGACACACCAGUCCUGCAUGUUCCUGGUGAAGUCGGCCAGCCUGAGCAAGCGGAGGACCUACGCUGGUCUGGCGCUGCACGCCUACGGCAAGGCGGGGAAGAUGCUGGUGGAGACCAGCAUGAUCGGGCUGAUGCUGGGCACCUGCGUCGCCUUCUACGUGGUCAUCGGCGACCUGGGCUCCAGCUUCUUCGCCCGGCUGUUCGGGCUGCAGGUGACGGGUGCCUUCCGCGUGCUCCUGCUGUCCUCCGUGUCCCUGUGUGUCGUGCUCCCGCUCAGCCUGCAGAGGAACAUGAUGGCCUCCAUCCAGUCCUUCAGCGCCAUGGCCCUCGUCUUCUACGCCGUGUUCCUGUUCGUGAUCGUGCUGUCCUCGCUCAAGCACGGCCUCUUUGGCGGGCAGUGGCUGCGGCGGGUUGGCUACUUCCGCUGGGAGGGCAUCUUCCGCUGCAUCCCCAUCUUUGGCAUGUCCUUCGCCUGCCAGUCCCAGGUGCUGCCCACCUACGAUAGCCUGGACGAGCCGUCGGUGAAGACCAUGAGCUCCAUAUUCGCCUCCUCCCUCAACGUGGUCACCACCUUCUAUGUCAUGGUGGGCUUCUUCGGGUAUGUGAGCUUUGCGGAGGCCACGGCGGGCAACGUGCUCAUGCACUUCCCCUCCAACCUGGUGACGGAGAUGAUGCGCGCUGGCUUCGUGCUGUCGGUGGCCGUGGGUUUCCCCAUGAUGAUCCUGCCCUGCCGCCAGGCCCUGAACACGUUGCUGUUCGAGCAGCAGCAGAAGGACGGGACCUUCGCGGCCGGGGGCUACAUGCCGCCGCUGCGGUUCAAAGCGCUCACCCUCUUCGUGGUGUUUGGAACCAUGGUCGGCGGCAUCAUGAUCCCAAAUGUGGAGACCAUCCUGGGGCUCACAGGCGCCACGAUGGGGAGCCUCAUCUGCUUCAUCUGCCCGGCGCUGAUCUACAAGAAGAUCCACAAGAACGCGCUCUCCUCCCAGGUGGUGCUCUGGGUCGGCCUGGGCAUCCUGGUGGUCAGCACACACAGCACCCUGUCAGUGAGCGAGGAGACCCCUGUGGACCUGGCACAGGACGCCCCCGGGGGCCGGCGUGUGGAGGUGGAGGGCGCUGUGAAGGCGGAGCCAGCCCGGCUGUCAGGCCAGAACCCCGUCGCCGAAGCGGCCCAGGACGGCCGCGACAAGCCCAAGCUGCCAGGCGAGAAGGACGAGAUGGAGCAGGCCCAGAUCAAGGGCCCUGUGAACGCGCCCCAGAGGGAAGACCCCCUGGAGAAGCGGGAGGAGGCGCAGCUGGAUCGCCCCGGGCAAGGCGUCGCCGUCCCCAUGGGCGAGGCCCACCGCCAUGAGCCUCCCGUGCCUCGCGACGAGGUGGUGGUGGACGAAGGUCAGGACCAGGAGGGGCUGGGGGAGAACAAGCGUCCCUCCAAACUCGGGGGCGGGCAGGCCCCGGAGGGCGAGGGCCAGAGGGUGCUGCCGCCGCCCGACUCUGAGCAGAGGGACCCCAGACGCGAGCAUCCUGAAGAUCCCCGGAAGGUGCCAGAAGCCAAUGGUCAGGCAGCUGUUGCGCCCGAGGAGGACAGCCUGGGGCCCGGCCACGGGGGUCUGCAGCCAGGGCCCCGGACAGCACUGGCUGAGGAGCGGGCCGCCCCGGCCGAUGCGGGGGGGCAGGCAGACGGCGACCUGCAGCCAGGCCAGGCCCAGGGGGCCCAGGAGAAGAGUGAGCCCGCUGGGCAGGCUCCCCUCCCGGAGGAGAAGCCGGGUCCUGGGGCCGGGGCGCAGGCCCAGCCACGAGAGCAGAGGACGGCGGAGGCCCAGGCCAGGGACCGUGCCGGCAGCCGCUUGGAGGCUGAGAUCAAAAAGCUGGUGGCAGGGGCGGGCCGGGCGGAGAUGCUGGACCACGCGGUGCUGCUGCAGGUGAUACAGGAGCAGCAGGUGCAGCAGAAGCGCCUCCUGGACCAGCAGGAGAAGCUGCUGGCCGUGAUCGAGGAGCAGCACAAGGAGAUCCACCAGCAGCGGCAGGACGGGGAGGACGCAGACGGGCCGCCAGAGCCUGGGGCGGCCGCUCCCCGAAGUAAGGAGGAGGUGCAGGAUGGGAAGGCGGGGGGCACCGUGCCACGCACCCCUGCCCAGCCUUUGGAAUCUGCACUGGGGCGGCACCCCGCCCCUCCCCAAGGGCCCGGCCAGCGCCCCUGGGAGGAACCCCAGGGGGCUCCAGGCAGGCCCCCACCGGCAGGCCCUCCUGGGGGUGGACUGCGUCCAGAGCCCCAUGCUGCCCAGGCCCAGCCGAGGGCCGCUGCACCCCAGGGCGCUGGCACCAGCCUGCUGGAGCAGGUCCCGGAGCCAGACCCUGCCCGGGGACCCCAGAGCCCGGAGAAGCAUGGCCCUGGGGACCCCCUCGGGCAAAGUGAGGGCGUGUUUGCCGGAGGCACCGAUGAAAGAAAGAAAUCCCGGAAGGAAACGGCCCCUGGAGGCGUCGCUCGAGAGGAGGCGGAUGUCCCGGCAGCAGAGGCCGGGGCUGGGGGCCCUCCUGGGAAGCCCCCACCAGGAAGCCGAGACCUGGGCCGGCUUGGGGGCGCCGCGCCCACAGGGAGGACGCCUCCCCCGCCCGCACGCCCGGCCAUCUCUGACAGGGGGCAGGGCGGGCAGCGGGGCGGCCGCCCAUUGGACAGGAAGGACGCGCUUGGCGGGGACCAGGCCCCUGCCGCUGGGGAGGACGCUGCUGUCCAAGAGCCCGAACAGAGGCCGGACGCCGGGCCCGGGCCCAGGCCAGCCGUCGCCGGGGCCCCGAAGCCAGACAACGCCAGACCCAAUCGGGAGCUGAAAGUCCAGGGGGACGCUGACCUGCGGAGGCGGCGGCGUGCCGCAGCCCCUCCUGCUGGCGGGGGCCCAGCCCUGGAGGACUCGGUCCUCAUCAGCCUUGACCCGCUGCCUGGCGUGCAGCUCAGUGACCUGCGCAGCGCCCUGGAGGCCCAGCUGCACCAGGCCGCAGGGGGCACUCUGCGGGUGGUGCACGGCCGCCGGGUCAAGCAGGCGCCCGCCCUGGAGGAGGCCUGAGCGCCGGGGCUGCAGCCUGGUCAGCAGGCGAGCCCGAGGGGCGCCCCAAGUGCAGGCCAGUGGUGGCCCUCCAGCCUCCGGGUCUUUGGAGAGAGCGCAGCCAGCCCUCUGGGGUUUCACUGGUGGCAGAGCCGCUGCGCCCAGCAGAGACCCCAGGGGCCCGCGUGCCAGCCGGGCUGAGGGCCCCCAUGGCCGCCUGGGCCCGCCCCACCUCCCUGCGGCUGGUUCUCACUCUUGUUGGCUGUGAGCCUCCUGGAGACUAAUAAACGCUGCUUCCCUGCUGCUCGGAGCGACCCCGCUCGCACCGGAGGGCCCAUGGGGGCGGCAGCCUUGGGGGGUGCCAGGAAGCGCCCCAAAGCAGCCAUAUCUGGGCAGCUCCUGAGGCAAGUUUCCUACGGAAGGUUCAGGUGCCAAGACUCAGGCCACAGGGACAGCGCUGCCGGCCGGGGCUGCUGGUGCACUGGCAUCGGAGCCCUGGGCUGGUCCCGCCUGCCCCAGCAUGGCCCACCGGCCUGCCUACUGGUGGAGGUGUCCUGGGGCUUUCCUGGGCCUCUGCCUGGGAGCAGCUCCCCCUGCCCCUCACACCCAGCUGCCGAGAUGGUGCCAGAGCAGGGCCAGCCAGGACCAGGCAGGACGUGUGGCUGGUGCGGGCUCUGCUGUGCCUUGCUCCCACCGCACCGCAGGCAACGCUGCCCUCCCCGGCAGCACCCCAGGGCGGGUCUGGGGGCCGGGACUGUGCUGUGCUUUCUGACCACAGGGCAGUGGGGGCCAGCCCUGCCUGUAAGGGCUCCGUCCCAGAGCAGGGCGGCAUGGCCAGCCACCUAGCCGCACGGGGCAUAAGCGGGUGGAGGCCAGGUGCAGCCCCGAGGGCCCCCGCCCCACCCCGAGGAUGGGAGUCUGGGCCGCCCACCCUGGCUGAGAUGCAAGUGGGCAGAGCACAGGGGUGAGGCCCGGGUGACACAGCUGCAGAAGCAGGCAGGGCUGAGGUGCCCCCACUCCUUCCUGGAGGCCGGAGCGAGGCAGCAGGGAGCUGGGUGUGCGGCCGAGCAGGGGGGCCGGGAGGGCCGGGAGAGGGGCCCAGCAGGCCUGGACAUCGGCCCUCCAGGUGAGGGGCGAGACGGGAGAGCCCACCCUGGGCCUCGGCUGUCCUGAGUUCCUGUGGUCACUGUGCAGCUUGGCUGUCCACCUGGCUGCCCAACCUGCAGCCCCCAGGCUCCUGGGACCCAGUUCACUAGGAGGGAGGCUCUCGCCUCAGAGGUGCGCGGUCACACCUGGGGGCUCCAGACUUCUGGAACUGUGAGGCAGAAACAGGAGCACAGAACCCGCUUGGGGUUCACGAGUGGCCCUGGCCGUGGGUGCCGGGACCCACGGCCCCAACCUGGCUGUCGGGCAGGGCGUGCAAGGCAAGGCCUCCAGAGGCUGCGGAAGGGCAGCUCAGCCUGUGCCCUGCAGCUGGGUUCCAAAGCCACCCUGGGUCCCCCCACCUGCACUCGGGCCCACAGGGCCCCCUGCAUCCCGCCGAGUCUGGAGGGCUCCCUGCAGGCCCCCAUGGCGUACACCUGGCGUGUCCUGUGAGCUGGCGGUUGCGGCUGCAGCCGCGUCAGACAAGCUUGUAGACGGAAUACAACACAGACACCCCGCGAGCGCUGACCCCUGCUUUAUUGCUCGUCACCAAUGCCUGUCCUCACCCCAACCCUCUACACCGGCCAGGUCCUCUUCCUCUUGGCCCUGAGAACUGGGGUCGUCGGACCCCCAAUGGCGUGGCCUCGGGCAGCUCAUGGAGACCAGCGGCUGGUCCUUCCUAAUGGCCCUCCAGGGUCUUUUUGGCCUGAAAGAAAAAGUGCUUUAUCUGAAGGGGCCUCUUCCAAGGCGGCGGGGCGCCCGGCUGUGUGGGUGCAUGGCCGAAGGGGCGGGGUGGACGCUGCACUUCAGCCCCC
Messenger RNA from Talpa occidentalis (Iberian mole), 5181 nucleotides. RefSeq names its product solute carrier family 38 member 10 (gene SLC38A10). Gene Ontology annotation, molecular function: amino acid transmembrane transporter activity. Lineage: Eukaryota; Metazoa; Chordata; Mammalia; Eulipotyphla; Talpidae. The transcript is spliced from 17 exons. Bases 44 to 3244 code for a protein of 1066 amino acids. The record is from RefSeq and is a predicted model, not a curated record. Gene Ontology annotation, biological process: amino acid transmembrane transport.